Molecule: messenger RNA, 1395 nt
Organism: Anoplopoma fimbria (sablefish)
Lineage: Eukaryota; Metazoa; Chordata; Actinopteri; Perciformes; Anoplopomatidae
Product: serine hydrolase-like protein
Exons: 12
Coding region: 73-999 (308 amino acids)
Source: RefSeq, a predicted model, not a curated record
GACUGUGACGCGUUCAGGGUCUGGUUCCUGUGAGGAACUGCAAGCUCUGUAGCAAACUUUACUGAGCUGACCAUGGCUGAAGAAGUGUCGGAGCUCUCUGUCCCGGUCCCGUGGGGACACAUCAGAGGGAGAGUCUGGGGUCCUGAUCACGGCCGUCCGGUGCUCUGCCUGCACGGCUGGGCUGAUAACUGUGGUGCAUUCAAGACCCUCAUCCCCCUCCUCCCCAAAGAGUGCAGAUAUGUGGCGCUGGAUCUGACGGGCCACGGUCUGUCAUCACAUCGUCCUCCUGGAGAUUUCUACUCUUGUCCUUCGUACGUGGCGGAUGUACACAGAGUCGCUGAUGCUCUGCAGCUGAGGAAAUUCUCCAUCAUAGGCCACAGUAUGGGUGCUGACAUCGCAGCAUUGUUCAGUGCGCUGUUCCCUGAGAUGGUGGAUGCUCUCGUGCUUCUGGACUCUUACGGAUUCCUACCUACAGAUUCGAAAGAACUUUCCAAAGUGAUAAGGCAGGGCAUGGAUGAGAUGCUUCGGUUUGAAAAAAAGACAGAAGAGAAGAAAAGAGUUUACACUUAUGAGAAAGCAGUUAACAGGUUGUUGGCUGCAAACCCGACUAUGACUGAUCAGUCAGUGCACAUCCUUUUAGAGCGAGGUCUAGUUCAAGUUGAAGGAGGAUUCGAGUUCUCCAGAGACUUGCAAAUUAAUUUUAAAAACAUAUGGCGCAUCAGUUUGGAACAGAGUCUGGAGAUGCUGUCGAGGGUUCAAGCCUCUGUUCUACUUGUUCUAACCGAACAAGGCUCGAAUAGAACAUUUUCUGAACCAGCUCAAAGACAAUUCAGCUCAGCACUUUUCCAGGGCUUAAAGGACCGAAACCACACGGUGGUGACGGUACCAGGUGAUCACCACGUUCACCUGAAUCAGCCUGAAGUCGUCGCUCUGGUUGUGUCUGACUUCCUGCAGAACAAAGUGUUGUCCCAGUCAAACAACGUACGGCACAAGUUAUAACCCAUAAAAAAAGCUUGCAGUGGCACAUUAAAGUUAUAUUGUACUGUAUAUAUGCUGAAGGGAUCAGAUGUAAGUUUACUUUUAUCUCACAACUUUAUUGACAAAUCAGAACGGGGGGUGUGACAGACUUCUUCACGUACAUAGCAUCUGCAGCCUUCACUGUAAGCCAAUGGGCUAUCAGCUUUGUUCUUUUUUAAGAACCUUUGACCUACUUGUUAGUUACACUCUUGCAGAAUCACACUUUUGUAAGAGUUUAAAGUUUCAAGUAAGUUUAAAGUGCCUCUUUUCAAAGGAUUCUGUAGAUUUCAUUACAACCUCAUUCCAAGACACACGUUAAAAGUUAAAAAGUCACAGCAAGUUUUCUGGAGUUUUACAUGUUUUUCAUGGGUUUCAAAC